AUGACGACCAUAGGACAAAAAUACUGUCUCCUGCUGUUGUUGGCAAUCGCCGUUACGCCAGCGUUGUCUGUGAACAACGACCUGGAAUCAUCGAAGUCGAAGGGGCAUUUUUCGAGCAGCCCGGCCGAGACCCAUAAAGUGGGAUCUCCUCUGGGGGAUCCUGUGAACUCCGAACAGGAACAAUCUUCACUCGUCGUGAGACACCCUCGGGACACUAGACUUCGUCCCCAAGCUGCCAAAGAUGUGGAAGCAUCGAAAUCCGGCAUGUUCGAGGCCAAGUUCAAGGACAGAGGCGACACUGAAGGCGCAGUGGGUCGUGCAGGAGAUACCGAUGCGGAGAUCGGAGCCGGGAGCCGAGCCGGGGGGGUAAGGAACGGCAAGAAAGCACGACGAACCCAUAAGCACAAGUCCAAGGAGGAACGAUCGGGUUACGCCGAGGAUUCCAAUGAUCGAUCGGAUUACGAUACCUCCGAUCAAGAUAAUUACGAUCAUCACGAGCGACAUGCCGAUUUCGCGCAUUAUGCACUCAACGACUUGAAACAUGCGGGUCACAGCGUCGAGGAACAAGCAAACUAUGAAUACCGCAGCGACGAUCACGCCGGGUUCGAAGAUCAUGAUCGACACGCCAGCCACGAUCACCAUGCGGAACACGCCAACUAUGAUCAUGAUCGCGAGAAUGACGCCGACUUCGACGGCGCAGCGAUUGGCGAUGAGCGUGGUGAAUACGAUGGAGGGCACGGCGAGUACGAAGACGAGCAGGGUGAGUACGAUGAGCAACGAGAUGAGUACGAUGAGGGGGCUGACGGAUACGACGACGAGCCCGAAGAUUACGAUGCAGAGCAUGAAUACUACGAUGACGAAGACAGCGGAUACGACGACGAUCAGAGCGGAUACGAUGACGGAAGGAAUGCCGUCGAGGCGGAAGACGGAACCUACGACGGCGAACGCGCAGAAUACGAUUCCGAAGUGGAAUACGGAGAUCACGACGGACCUCAUGACGACGCGGACUUCGACAGCGAGGACGCCGAUUACGACGACGGGAACGAUGCCGAGUCCGAAACCGCAUUUAUUGAAGACUUCGAGUCUGAGGACCAAUCGGACUUCGACGCAGAGCAAGACGGAAACUACGAUGCAACAGAUCCUCGUGUAGGCGACUUCGGCGAAGCAAGCUUCCACGCUGACGACGAUGGAGAAGGCCUUGUCGCGUCAGUCAAUGGUCGCAGGGUAAAGCGAUCGAGCGCCAAGAGACGAUCUGCCUCGAUGUCUGGUCACCUGCCUUAUCCACUCUUGCGGAAGCAGCGCAAUGCAGAGACGGUAACUCAACCUAAGUAUCCACAAAUCCGCAACAAGGCUCAAGUGAAUUCUCGCCAAGAUCGCCACGGAUUCGGCCGUGAGAAACGUCUCGAGCCCGCACAUUUGGAGCAUGCAAAAGUAGCUCGCCAGAAGCGUCAAGUUCUCAAUCGCCAGCAACGUCGAGUCAAUGCCCCUCGAAAAAGUUCCAUCCACUCCCGCCAGAAACGAGAUUUCCCGCACGGACGGGCACAUGCAGCUGUGGAUAAAGCGCCUCUUAGUGCACCCUGA
This is a messenger RNA of Galendromus occidentalis (western predatory mite), 1581 nucleotides long. RefSeq names its product protein starmaker-like. The record is from RefSeq and is a predicted model, not a curated record. Bases 1 to 1581 code for a protein of 526 amino acids. The transcript is spliced from 2 exons. NCBI's taxonomy places the organism in Eukaryota, Metazoa, Arthropoda, Arachnida, Mesostigmata, Phytoseiidae.